UAAUCGUUCCGAAUGUAGAAAACAGUUACUUUGCAAAUGAGAGUUUUUUAUUUAACUAUUAUCAAUUGAGUUUAAGAAUUUGUUUUUGUUAAUGCGGAUGUGCUUGUAUUCAUACAAGUUAUUUUAGUUAAAAAUGAAACUCAGUGUUUCGCUUGAUAAAUAAAAGCAGUAACAAUGUACAUACGUCUCACACAUAACGACAUUUACGAACUAGUACUGCAUUACUUUAACAUCUGAAUUAAAGUACAGAAGUUUUUGAGCGUGGCAAGUAAAACUAGUAUCCUUAUAUCCAGAUAACAAAUAAGCGAAACUAUAAAAAGAAACAAUACCAAAUGCUGUAAAAUAAUUCGUUAGCUGCAUUUUUAACCGUGUAUGUAAUUAUUUUAGCAUUUGGAAGUGUUUUAUUUUCACAAAAACGUCAAUAAGUUAGAAGCAAAUACAAUAAUAGUCGCACAGAAUGACGGAAGAAACGGCCAUGCUUGUUUUACUGGUAGCUGUAAUGCUUGUCGGUUCAUAUAUGGCUGGUAUGAUUCCACUAGUGAUGAAAUUAAGCGAGGAAAAGCUAAAGUUUGUAACGGUUUUGGGUGCAGGUUUAUUGGUAGGUACCGCAUUGACCGUCAUUAUUCCCGAAGGAGUUCGCUCGAUGUACAUAGACCCGAAAAAAAAUAGUCUGCCAGAAACAACCACAACUGGUGAUCUCCAAUUUGAGAAGUCUGUUAUUCCUUCCACAACGGACCAUUUACACAAUGGUUACAGAGCAGAACCUGAGUUUUCCCGCACGAUUGGCUUAUCACUUGUACUGGGAUUUGUAUUUAUGAUGCUGGUUGAUCAAAUAUCGCAACACAAAAGCGUAAACAACGUAAAUGAUAAAAAUAUAACCGCGACAUUGGGCUUAGUCGUACACGCUGCUGCUGAUGGAGUGGCGUUGGGAGCUGCCGCUACCACUAGCCAUCAAGAUGUCGAAAUAAUUGUAUUUUUAGCUAUUAUGCUUCAUAAGGCGCCGGCCGCCUUUGGUCUUGUUAGUUUUCUUUUACAUGAAAAAAUUGAACGCCAACAAAUACGCAAGCACCUGCUCAUAUUUUCUCUAUCGGCCCCAUUAUUGACGCUGCUGACGUAUUUCGGCAUUGGACAGGAACAGAAAGAAACGUUAAAUACCUUAAAUGCCACCGGCAUCGCUAUGCUUUUUUCAGCUGGAACAUUUUUGUAUGUAGCAACAGUACAUGUACUGCCAGAACUCACACAAAGUUCUGGUGAUAACCGUCUACAUUUGCAUGAACAGUACGGCUACCGCCUGCUGGAUAGUGCUUUGAACGAAAUCGAAUCACAGGUUGAUUUACGUUCCUCCAAUGGGAACACUACGCGCGCCAGCUCGAAAGGAAUGCGCAUCAGUGAACUUAUAAUUUUAAUAUGUGGCGCAUUACUUCCCCUCGUUAUAACGUUCGGCCAUCAACACUCGUAAUGCUUUGUAGUUGUAAGUUUCUACAAGAAUUCAAAGCGUUUACUCCAUUUCGUACAUGUUACAUACCUACAUGUAAUGUAGAAAUGUGUUUUAGUUAACAGUGAAAUAUUUUAAAACGUUAAGUUUUCCAAAAAUUUAAAUAAACUAAAAUGAGAUAGAAUCAAAACAUA
Anastrepha ludens (Mexican fruit fly) is the source of this 1629-nucleotide messenger RNA. RefSeq names its product zinc transporter ZIP9 (gene Zip102B). Gene Ontology annotation, molecular function: metal ion transmembrane transporter activity. Gene Ontology annotation, biological process: transmembrane transport; zinc ion transport. NCBI's taxonomy places the organism in Eukaryota, Metazoa, Arthropoda, Insecta, Diptera, Tephritidae. Bases 458 to 1459 code for a protein of 333 amino acids. The transcript is spliced from 3 exons. Gene Ontology annotation, cellular component: membrane. The record is from RefSeq and is a predicted model, not a curated record.